UCUCCUUAGAUCGAUCCAAGAUCGACCAAUCCUAGUCGGACUAUAGAAAGAAAAAAAAAUAUUUGAAGAAAGGCUUGAUUGUACAGCGGCAUUCAAAACAGGUUUUUCGCAGUAUGAUAUAAUCAACGCAUAAACAGUGUCCUCAAGUGAACAAGCCUAGUGUUUUGUUAUGAAUGAAAACAGUUCUCGAGAGCCUAGCCAUAGUUUGAUGGAGCUUUUAAUAACUUGACCUAAUUGUUGCUCAAAAAAUUACAAAAUUAGUGUUAGAGUAAUAAUUUUUGUUCAAGCUUUUAAAACCAAACAGUAACAUUGGGAGUGAGGAGAUUGACGAUUUGGACACGUUUAUUUCUUGAAGCAAUCGGAUUUUAUUAGAUUAAAACUAAAUACUAAAAUGAUAAAGCUCGUCGAAAAACUACAGGCUGAAUUUAGUGGUGCAGAAGUAUGGAUAGAUGAAGAAGUAUUCGAUGAGCCUGAUGGAAUCUCAAUUAUGAACCAUGUCAGUGUCGAAGCUGUUAACCAAUCAGAUACAACUGUCCAUAAUAACCCUUACAAUGGAUUGUGUUUUGAAGAGUGCAUUAACAUUGAUCGAGUCUUGGAGAGGACAGAAGACGGAAAAUCGAUAAUGGAAAAUCUUAAAGCAAACAAGCAGCCCGCAGAAUCUAUUACCAAAAAAAUUUCUUACAUACUGUGUGAUUGUCUAAAAUACAUUUAUGGAUGCCGGCCCAGCAAUUUUUACAAGAACCAAAUUGCACUAUCACUCGUAAGAUCUUAUCCUAUUUCAGCAGCAAAGGGAUCCGACGUACCACAGGCCCUUUGGUUUCACGCUCAUGCCAGGGGAGUUAAUCGGCAUGCAGGCCGUAUCCAUUAUCGAAUGGAAUAUUUAGCCAGGAAAUCUGAACAACGUGUUGUUAAACGUCGCCGAAUCAACGAAACGCCUGCGAUAUCGCCGGUCACGAAGGCGAUAGAUACUGAAGAUUUUUUAUCUCCAGAGGAAUUAAAUACAAGUGUGGACGAAUUGAAGUUUAUCACACCCAACGCACAAUCAAGAAACAGAAUCGUCGAAGUAUGGAAUAAAACAGUUUCACAUCUACUGUGCAUGUUAACAGAAGAUACAGAUCAAUACGUUAAUUAUUUUCCAGUGCUGUCUGCAUUUAACGGUUUACUUAUAUCAAUGGAUUUCAAAUAUUUACAACCAUCAGCUAAGCAGUUUACCGAUAGAUGGGAUGAUAUGGAACCUAAAAUUUUGCGAACACAUAGGGAAGUCUGUAAAGAACUGAGAAAUGAUUUUGUUCGAGCUCUUUCAAUAGUACGGCUGAAGAAUCCGUCACGAGGAUCGAAAAUGUACAGAAGCAAUGAUACUGCGAGAAAAAAUCCACUUUAUGGAAUAGUAGAAUGGGUCGAGAUUUCAGAUGAACCUUCACAUGAAUUCGACGUACCAAUUAUUAUAGCUCGAGGAAUAAUUCUGCCGGACACGGAUGAUUGCACUAUUCACUGGAGAGGCAUAUCGAUUCCCGUUGGUGAUUUGAAAUCUGCGUUCGAAGUACUACUUCAAUUGACAGCUGUUUUCAAAAUAGAUCCCUAACCAGCAGACAAACUAUUUUUUAAAUUUUUGUUUGGAGCAGUGUUUAACAUUGAAACACUUAGUACAACGGGUAUAAAAUUUGUGCAAGGGUUAAAAUAACGAAUUGCCAGGAAAAUUUGUUAUCAUAACUGUUAAAUCGUAUUUUUAAGCAGGCAUCGUUUAAGCAGGUUAUACCUUAGAUAAAAAGAGCGUGGGAGAAACUUUAU
Molecule: messenger RNA, 1788 nt
Organism: Wyeomyia smithii (pitcher-plant mosquito)
Lineage: Eukaryota; Metazoa; Arthropoda; Insecta; Diptera; Culicidae
Exons: 9
Coding region: 392-1582 (396 amino acids)
Source: RefSeq, a predicted model, not a curated record